Molecule: messenger RNA, 2408 nt
Organism: Lontra canadensis (Northern American river otter)
Lineage: Eukaryota; Metazoa; Chordata; Mammalia; Carnivora; Mustelidae
Gene: RALYL
Product: RALY RNA binding protein like
Exons: 9
Cellular component (GO): nucleus
Molecular function (GO): RNA binding
Source: RefSeq, a predicted model, not a curated record
AUGGCAACACUGGUCCUGGCAAAGAAAGCUGUGUGUGUCUGUGCGUGCGUGUGUGUGUGUGUGUGUGCGCGUGUGUAUGUGCGCGCGCGCGUCUCCGGGCAGUGUCCGAGCCCGCCGUGGGGAAAGCCGUGCCGGGAGCUAGGGAAAGCCAAAGUCCGUUCCCUGCUUCGGGAUCGUUUUUGGAUGUGCGCAAAAUACAGUCCCUCCCCAGGCUGCGCCCAGGUCAUCUCCGCGGCAGGCGGUGUCUGCGCCGCUGGCGGCGCCGGCUGGGGACGCGGGCCCUGUAAGUUCUCCGAGGGCCACUUGCAGAGCAGGAGGGGCGAGGGCGGAGGACGCGGUACGGGUCAGCUGGGGCAGCCCCUCGGAGCACCGGGGAGGCGUGGGGAGAAGCGGUAGGGGCAGCAACUUCCAAAGGGGCUGGCUGCUGGCCAUGCGGGCAGGGAGCUGGAGACAUUUCCAGAUCCCCGAGGAUGGCACCAGCCCCCGCACGCUCAACUCCUGCUCCUCCUCUUUGCCACGAGUAAACAACGCAGAUUAAAACAAGGUGAGCCAACCAUGACUGGCAAAACACAGACCAGCAAUGUCACCAAUAAGAAUGACCCCAAGUCCAUCAACUCCCGAGUUUUCAUCGGCAAUCUAAAUACAGCCAUUGUCAAGAAAGUUGACAUUGAAGCCAUUUUCUCAAAGUAUGGAAAAAUAGUUGGAUGCUCAGUUCACAAGGGUUAUGCAUUUGUACAGUACAUGAGUGAGCGACACGCAAGAGCGGCAGUGGCUGGAGAAAAUGCCAGGAUCAUUGCCGGCCAACCACUUGAUAUCAAUAUGGCAGGCGAACCCAAACCAUAUAGACCAAAACCUGGAAACAAGAGGCCCCUCUCUGCACUUUAUAGACUUGAGUCAAAGGAGCCUUUCCUGUCUGUUGGUGGUUAUGUCUUUGACUAUGAUUACUACAGAGAAGAUUUCUACAAUCGGUUAUUCGAUUACCACGGCCGUGUGCCUCCGCCUCCCCGUGCGGUGAUUCCACUGAAGCGUCCCAGAGUGGCCGUCACGACGACUCGCAGGGGAAAAGGGGUCUUUUCCAUGAAAGGGGGAUCGAGGUCUACCGUCAGUGGGUCGUCUUCAUCAGGCUCUAAAUUGAAAUCAGAUGAGUUACAGACAAUCAAGAAAGAAUUAACCCAGAUCAAAACGAAAAUUGACUCCUUGCUAGGGCGCCUGGAGAAAAUUGAGAAGCAGCAGAAGGCGGAGGCAGAAGCUCAGAAGAAGCAAUUGGAAGAGAGUAUAGAGCUGAUCCAAGAGGAAUGUGUGUCAGAGAAUGCAGAUCACUCUACAGAGGAGCCUGCUGAAGGAGGGCCAGAUGCGGAUGGAGAAGAGAUGACUGAUGGGAUAGAGGAGGACUUCGAUGAAGAUGGGGGUCAUGAGCUGUUUCUACAGAUAAAGUGAUCUGAAGUAAUGAAUGAUGCCACAAAAGCAGAAAAGAGAAACUGUGACAACCCCCAGAAAUGUGAAAGGAGGUUUCUUACUGGAUAGCAGCAUCUUUGGUUCAAUUUAUUAAAAAAAAAAAUACCCAAAUAAAUGAAAUGGACAGUAUUGUUCAAUUUUAGAAAUUCCAUUUCUUCUAUGUUUUAAGCUAUAUAAUAGUCAAGUUUUUAUGGUUUAGAUUGUAAAUGUGUUUUCCCCUUUGCUAAUUAUGUUGUGUUUUUUUAAGUCUUAAAAGUCUUAAAAUGUGAAAGGACAUUUAUGAAUGGUAAGGGAGACACUGUAUACAAAUGUAUAUUUGUAAAAGCUAUUUUUAUGAUUAGCAUGUUUUACUGUUGAUCAUAUAUAAAGUCAGGUGAUAUUGCAAUUCUAUGUUUAAAGCUUAUCUCCAAUAAUGUCAUGUAAGAAAAGAUACAUCAUAAGCUAGUUUUCAUAAUUUAUUUUUAAUUUAUAGUUUAAAGUACUUCCGAUCAUAAUGAUAAAAUACUUGAAAAUGUUCUAUUUCUGCCCCCCAUAAGCACCAUUUUUAUUAAGAAUGCAGAUAUUUCAGUUGUGAUUCCAUAGCUAAAGGACUCUGUUGCUUUGACCUGUGAUUAAAUUGAGCAUUCUCUACUCAACUGAAAUGAUCCAGUCCUUACCCAAUCCUUCAGUCUGGGUAGGAGAUCCCAUGGACAGGUUUUAGUGCCAAUACAGCUGAAAACUAUAUUGGCAAGGAAAAGAUUGUCUUGUCUUUGGUUCUGAAAGUUUAAAUAGUGCGUAUAUCACUUCAUUUCAUCUCCUAUUACUAGGAACGCUCCAUUCCCAAGCAUUGCAAGUAUUUUCCAGAUGCUCUUUGCUGUUGUCAUGUGCUGUGGAAAUGGAAGAAACCAUCUUCACAGACUGUAGGAGAACUCAGCAUAUAAUUUCUUAAUAAAUACCAUUUCUUUUCAAACAAA